Molecule: messenger RNA, 1570 nt
Organism: Salvia miltiorrhiza (redroot sage)
Lineage: Eukaryota; Viridiplantae; Streptophyta; Magnoliopsida; Lamiales; Lamiaceae
Product: RPM1-interacting protein 4-like
Exons: 4
Coding region: 414-1349 (311 amino acids)
Source: RefSeq, a predicted model, not a curated record
AUGAAGUGUGUAUAUACUUAUUGUUCUUUUACCCUUUUGUCAGAUUAUGCAAAAUAAUUAUUUAGUCUUCAAUCGGAAUAUGAAGUGUGUGUAUACUUAUUGUUCUUUCACCCUUGUGUCACAUAAUUAUUUGUAAAGAAUUAAGUAAUUUAAUUUGGUUAGAUUAGAUGCAUAGCAUGUUGGUUACUGUUGUACAGCGAAGCAGCUGAGAGGCCAUUAAAUACACACAGCACAAAACAAGCAGCACGUGUUCUUCCUUUAUAACUUCAUUUCUUAUCUAUCGCUUGCUUCUCUCACUCCAAUUUGAGAUCACUUCAAUCUUCACGGCCGCUCCGCUCACCCGCCACUUCAAUUUCUAGUAUCUACCGCCGCUCGGGUUUAGCUCAAAAUUUGAUUUUCUUCAAGAUAAAUUUAUGGCUCAGCGGUCACAAGUACCUCAAUUUGGCAACUGGGAAACUGAAGAAAUCCCCUACACCAUGUAUUUCGAUAAUGCCAGGAAGGAUAAGAAGAGUGGUCAGAUUUACCAAAUUAAUCUGGAUGACAGUGUUGAGGCUGAAUUGAAGGAUCAAAAAGCAUCUGAAGAAAAAAAGCCAAAGCAUGAGCGGCCUUCUAGUCGAGAAGAGGGUGAAGUAAGGAAAUCAACUGGUUCCCCAAAUGUAGUCAAUCAUAUACCUGCAAAUGACUCAUCUUAUAAAAGGCGUAAUAAUUCUUCACAAUCUGGAAGUGAUAAAUUGGAAGUAGAAGCAUUGAAACCCAUAGAAAUCUAUAGGCCAAGGCAUGAUCGGCGGUCUAGUAGAGAAGAUGGUGAAAUGAGAAGGCUAACUGAUUCUCCCUUGCGUCAUGAGACUGCAGGCCGAAGAAACAGUUCAAACUCACCUCACCAUCGCUAUGGUGGCUCGAGUGCUGGUGACACACCUAAGAGGCAUGCAAGGAAUAGUGUAGGGUCUGAUCGCAGUACGGAUCAUUCGCCACUGCAUCCGCAUUCCCAGGCCAGAGUUGGAGGAAAAAGUAUCGGAGUUUCUUCUCCUUCUUCAGAAAGGAAAGCUACAUCUGAUGGGAGCCAAAGUUUAGCACCCUCUACUCCUGGAAGAUCUCGGCUGAGAUCAGUUACACGAGGAGAUGACUCGCCUGAUCGAAGCCCCGCUGUUCCCAAAUUUGGCGACUGGGAUGAGACUGAUCCUGCAGCAGCAGAAGGGUACACUCAAGUUUUUAACCGAGUCAGAGAAGAGAAAAACAGUGAAACGGGAAAGGUACCAGUGAUGCCUACUGAAACAUCUAAUUCAAGUACUCAGAAGCAAGCAAAUGAGAAUACCAAGGGAUGCUUUUGCUUUUCAUGGACUAGAAGAUGACAAUGAGUGGACACGGUAUGUGAGACCCUUUCUUUUAGUAUAGAUAAUGCGGUGCAAAUUGCAUUAAUCAGCUAUACAGUAUUACAGUUGUUGAUAUUUUUAUUCAGAAAGGUCGGGUCUGAUAAUUUUUUUCCAAUGUAAGUUCAACUUACUCGCCUUCGCGUAAUCUUUGUAUUCAGUUAGUCCUUUGAUGUCUCUGCUGAAAUGCUAUUUUCUUAUAA